UGCACAUGUACAUACAUAUUCAGUACUUCUUCUAUAAUUUUAACAGAUUUAGCAUUGAAAGUGACUGUGAUAUAUAAAUAUGUAUUGCAUGUGUAUAAUAUUUCAUAUUUUAUUCAAUUUGGUUUCCACUUCUUUGUUAUGAAGUAAAUGUCUAUGGACUUGGAGCUUGAAGACACAAUGGUGCUUAUCGCUUAAAUAACUUUUACGGAAAAGUGCAAGCCGUUGCCACUUUUUUUGUUGAUGAACCGUUACCGAGAUAUCGGGUCAACAGGAAGUUUCUCCGAAAAAAAAGCUGCUGAAGUCUGGUCACAAAAUUUGGUGGAAACAUGUGGUCUGUCAACCCCUUUACAUAUGGACAAUGGAAAAAAGGAAAGACAGAUGGAAAUCUCGAUACUAAUAGAGAAUUUCAUAGUCUGAAUGGAUUGCAGCCACGAACAGUGACGGCACCUACAUUAGUAUUUGCCGACGAAUUACUGAACUUAUUGGAGUUCAAUGAAUCUUCAAAAAGGUCGUUGAUUGCCUUCGCUGAUGAUUUGAUAUCCUGCAUGCCACAUAAGAAGGAAACUGAGGUGGAGCUGAACUUCAGAAGAUGUUCAAUGACAUAACUUUCUUCUUCGUCUUGACCUACGUCUUCAGCGAGCACGUUAAAGUUGCACUAGAAAGCGUUCGCAAAGUAUUCAUGUCUAUUCCAAGACUCUUUUAUACUCCACAUGGGUGUUCUAUUUGGUUUAACUUGAUUGCUUGCCAAAUGGAGAAAAUAAGGAUCUUUGAAACGAAAUGUCUGCGUGCUUGCACGGAGCUUAACAGAACUGCUCCGUCAAAUUAUGAACAUUAUGUAACUAAUGAGGUGAUGUAUGCAGCUGCUACUGUGCCGAGAAUCGACACAGUCAUCGUUAGAUUGAUUCGGAAUCAUUUAGAUUUCGCAGCUGCUUUACUGAAAUGACGGAUAUUUUGAGAAAACCCCACGACAGGCUUCAUUCCUCAUGAAGCUUUCGUGUAUUUGGAUAGGAACGGUUUAGUUCUUGAUUCUGCCGGUGACCCGUUUAUGUAUCAUAUGUAUAGGUGAGUUGCCGACAAGAAGAUAGAAUAUCCCCAGAACUUGACUACGAGGGCUCUGGCAUUCGACUGGAGAUACUCUAGAGCGAGAACAAUUGCUGAAACGAUAUGAAAAGGAGAAAUCCUGGUACUGGUGGCUUCAGCGUGACGACUAGCAACGGCCGUGCUCAGUUCUGUAAUUUGUCUCAUGGUGGGACUAUGUAAAUAAUAUAAAUAUUAUACGGGUAUUGCUUUCAUCCCCGGUCGUUAUGAAUUAGAUAUUUUAUUUGGGUGCCCACACUGGCCACCAUGUUUAUUCCCUUUUUUCUUGUUAGAUUAUAAGAUUGUUUUUCAU
Messenger RNA from Hermetia illucens (black soldier fly), 1390 nucleotides. RefSeq lists its product as uncharacterized. Bases 327 to 605 code for a protein of 92 amino acids. The transcript is spliced from 3 exons. The record is from RefSeq and is a predicted model, not a curated record. Lineage: Eukaryota; Metazoa; Arthropoda; Insecta; Diptera; Stratiomyidae.